UUUUCACGUAAAAAAGAUCUCCAACAUGUCUGAAGAGAGCAACAAGCUGGACCCCGUCUCUGCAGUCGGAAUAGUGAGCUCACUCAGCAAAACCCCUGAGGGCUACUAUGUUGUUGCACAAACAACAGAUGGCUCCGACGCCGACCUGUGGAAGGACGGCUUAUUCAAAUCCAAGGUCACUCGCUACCUUUGCUUCUCCAGGAAAACUGAGCCUGAAGUUGUUGUGGAUAUGAAGCUGAUUGACAUCAAGGACCCGGUGCCAGAGUCCUUCACACCUGUGCAAGAAACAUUAGACAAAAAAGAAGCUGCCAUGAGGAAGAGGAGGCUGUGUGUGAAAAUGAGCACUCGUGAGGCUGCCGAGACAGCUGUAUGUGACAUCCAGAUCACCGCCAAAUCCAAGUACCAGCUUGUUAACUACACCUGUGUGGGAGAGAUAAACAAUAUGGGAUUAUGGUAUCGCAUGGGAGACGUUCCUCGGAGUCAGUCAUCUCACCAAACCAGGAGCGCUCCAAAAACCGACGCCCUGUACAGCGCAACAAGGAUUGCCAUCAGCAGGCCACAGUAUCAGCAGCAGAACACUGGCAUCUACACUAUGACAGCUCUCGAUGAUGUGCCAUUUAUGGUGUCGGAGAAGUUUCAUGCAAAACCUCAACAGAUGCAGCAAGUCAAUUUAAUGGGCAUUACGAUCAAAUCCCUGGCAGAGAUCGAGGAGGAAGUGAGUAGAGGCUGCAACGCUCGACUGCCGCCGCCGCUGCCGCCGCUGGCCCAGAAUGCAAAGCAAACGGUCUUGGGUUGUAAUUAAGUGUCUGAGACAGUGAGGCCCUGUUGGCUCCACUAAGCCCCAAUUGAAUAAAAGCAUGGCCAUGCUAGGCAGCCUUUCUCUCCUAAAAGUGUUGCCUCCUGUUCCAAGAACUGUUGACUUUUAUCCCCUUAUUCUUGCCUCCAACAACUCAAUCAUGCAUCUGACACAGCGCUGUAGUUUGGGUUGUUAAAAACUUGUUUCUCUUAAAAUGUUACAAGAUGGUAAUAAUUCUCUGGACCUCUUCUUAUAGUUUAAGUCAUUUUUAGUUGAUCCAGGAGGACUGGAUCGAUACCGAGGAAAACUUCUACCACCUUUGACUUGUCUAGUAUACCGGAUGGGCAAAAUAAUAUUUGCUGAAUUCUAAAUAUGAUUUUUUUUUUUGUCUGGAUGAUACAGAACAAUAAAUACUUUAUCGUAAAUGGAAAACAAUUUCAAUAUUAUUUCAAUCAAUAAUCCAUCAGCUUUCUCGCCAUCUUACCUUUGAUUUCAAUAGAGAAAUUAGAGUAGAUCUGCACAACGAUUGAAAUUUGGAUUGUGACCUUAUUACAUCCAAACAGUUUCUUUGAUCUUUAGCAUCUUGGACCCCAUCAUAAGUGUGGGAUGUGGACAUAUACUGCACUAAGAUGCUAAAUAUAUCAAUAGCAUGGAAAGCGUUUAUUCAUGGCAGCUGGAAAUGACAACCUAUAAAUAUUACACUCCCAACAGUCUUGUGCACACAGAUAAGGUGAUAAUGAUAUUCAGUAAUUUGAAGCCUCUUUUGAAAGUCUGUUUAUUCAUUUUGCUAUUCGCUCUCGAUUUAGCAUGAGGCGAUACCAUCGCACACAAGGGUGCUAUUUCAGCUAACCAAACAACAACAGUCCUUCGAAAUACAAAACUUUUCAUAGUAGAGGGGACAUAAUCAUUGUAAAAUGAUCAGGUUAUUAACAGUCAUUUAUAUUUUCUCCAUCUAAAUGUGGCCCAUCUCUGGUUUAGUCAGUCAUCAAGUUUUUUUUGUGUGUGUGUGUGUUUUAUGCAGGAAGAUUAUUGGUGACACACUGACUUCAACUUUGAAUACUUGUGUAAAUAAUCGUUGCCUUUUCCGUAAAUAAUCACCCAAAGCGACUGAAGUUUAGCUGUUAGCGUCAGCAAGAGGAAUAGGCUAAGACACCAAGAAAGUUAUUUAGUGCAGUUAAGAUAACAGGUGCUUACGAUAUUUCAACACCACCUGGCUUUAAAAUCCCAAGCUCACCUUUUUGAAGAGCUUUUAGUUUCAGAUUUGGCAUGUUAAACUUUUUAAUCUUUCAGUCAGCCCCACCGUCGAGAAGAAAGUGACAUUGUGCCGAAGAGCAAAUAGAAAAGAACUACAAAAGUUCUCCCCAUUUCUGAUGAAACACUGUAGCCUACAGGCAUCUGUAGGAAGGAAAUCAUCUGUGCGCAGCUCUUUCCCUUUACAGCUCAAGUGUUUGUGAAAGCGAGAGACAGAAAGAGUGCGCAUGUCUUUGUGCGUUUCGGUGUGUGUCUGUGCGUGCGUGCGCGGGUGUGUGCUCUAAAGAGAGUGACAACCCCCCUUCUCUCUCAUUAGCACGGUAUCUUGGUAUCAGAACUGCCAGGAAGUGACAGACCACUGUAAAAGAACAGGUGCUGUUGGGUUUGAGAUGUGUUACAGAGCAAACACUCCCUCAUCAAACCGGGUGUCUGUUCUGCACUCUGCCUCUGUCUUCUGUCACACACUAUCCAAAUCACACAGAGUCGCCAUCUUGUCAUAUGGUCAUCUGAAUGAAGCUCAUUGCCGGCGCAGGUAUUAACGCCAUCUACAUGUGCAUGUGUGUGUGUCCAGGCUGGAGACAGGCUGACUACUCAUCCUAUAUAUUCUUGUCUUUUAUUCCUUCUUCCUCCGCUCUUGCUUCCUCUCCACCUCCUCCUCCUCCAGCUCCUCCACCCUCCUUUUCUUCUCCGGGAGCGUGAUUAGCAGGAGGACACAUGGUGAGCUGAGCUGGGGAAGAGAAGGGAAGGGCAUGAGAAAUCAUUAAUUACAGCCGCGCUGGAGCUGAUGAAGUAAAUGUGAGAUAGUGUAACACACAGGAUUUAGUGAAGUGGACGACAGCACAAGAUUAAUGGCGGGGCCAGGCUGAUGAGGAUAAGUCACAGCUUAGCUUGAUAAUUAGUUUCCAAGUGGAAACAUCCCUCACCAUUGUGUUAUUUUUACUUCUCUCCUCUUAUUAUUAUAGCCCGAUGAGAUGUGCGGCACAAGCAGGGGGAAAGUGGAGUCAGUGAUGUACCUGCGAGGACCAAACCCUUCGCCUCUUGUUUUCUUUGUUGCACUUUUAGUGCAAUUUCUAAGAUUAUUUUUUUGUUUUCUUUUCUCAGAUGCAACUGCUGCUUUCCAGUUGCAAAUAUCUUCUUCCUCUACUGUCCAGGAGAGGUCACUCUCACUUGUCCUCCGCUAUUCCUCUUUCUCAAAGCCUAAAAGCGCUCCUUCUAAUUGCCUUCUCCUCUCAAAAUCUUUCAAAAAAAUAAAAAAUAAACACACACACACACACAGAAGGAGAAGAAAGAGAUGUACCUUCUCAAAUUCUCCACAUGCACGUGUAAUUGAGGUAAACUGUUGUAAUCAGAGCCACAGUUGUAGAUAAGACCAUUCCCUAACAGGCAUCACUUAAGCCAUGUCUCAGACGAUGUUGGUUCCAGCAAUUAGGCAUUCUUUUCAUUUCCCAAAUGACUCGCAAAAAACUUGCGGAUAUUAUAAUUGCUUUUAGCCACGCAUAUCUAAUUUGUGUCUUUUUAAGUGUUAAUUAGUAAGCGAAUUAAAGUGACAUCUUUAUGUAGUUUGCUCUGCUGAAAAAUGUUGUUGGUGGCUGCUUAAUGAUUUUUAGAGCGAGUAUAGCAGAGUGGAAAGAAGUGUGUGUGCACACAUGACGGGGUUUUCAUUAGCACCUAUGUAUGAUCACUUUUUAGUGCUUGUGGGGAGUUCUCUGCGUGCGUGUGUAUUUGGGUGUGAAUGAAUGGAAGGACAGUAGUGUACAGGGGUUUGUGAGAGGGAGAGAGCUCCAAAUAGAGGUGGAAUUAAUGAAGACAACAUGUCACAUAUUUUUGGCAGUGGAGCAGGGACAGGAAAUGAAGCUCGGCUCGUCUGGGUGACUGCCGCCCAUGUUCGAGUGUGUCACUGUCCUGUCAGGCUGUGUGUAAAACUGGCAGACAUUGAUACAUGCUCUCCCUGAUAACACCCCAUUCCUCCAUCCAUCAUCCACACACACACAUACACACACACAAAGACGCGCGCGCGCGAGCACGCAGCCACACACCCACGCACACCCGCGUACGCACACUGGUAUAUUUAUUUACUGUGCCAGAUGUUGAGACUGAUUUGUGUGUGAGUGGAGGGAGCUGAAUUCUUUCACAAAUAAUAGGCUUCUGAUAUGUGACAGGUUUGGGUAACUCGCAGCUUCACCACCAAGAAGUAGAUGAAGGUGGGUCGUCGCCUCCUUCUCCCUCCCGCGUUCCCCUCACUGCCCCAUCGAUAGCGCACAGUUUCAAAAUUUCAGUUAUUGGAGCUUGCUUUCUUUGAGUUGAACUGUGGAAAACUUCUUCCAGUGAUCACGCAGCAUCACCUAGUGCUCCGUAGCAGUAAUGCGACUGCUGGACUUCAGUCUUUAAAUUCACAAGAGGACGAUUCCUGCUUUUGUGUCGCUCUGAAAUGGAUUUUUAUAUCAUCUAUCACAACAGUACUGUUUUCAGUCCAAUUGUUAAAAAAAAAUGAAAAUAAAAAUCAAUGUUUUUGCCUGGGAAGCUUUUAAUUAUGUCAUAAUGAACGCGUCCUUCACACUAGUGGAAUAGAUUAAGUUUUGUAAUCAGAAAUUUGUAAUUUGUAAAAUUUUGUAACCAUUGCAAUGUCAUGCUUUAUGGUUUAACUCAGUCAUUUUGGUGAUUUGAUGUUUUGUGAGAAAUAGAAGACUGAGAAGAAUUAGACUGAUGAUUGAACUUUAUGCAAAAAUAAUGAAUCAUUUUAACUCUUUCCAAACAUAAUUUGGCAGCUGCAUAUUUUGAUAGAAACACAAAAUUGAAACAUAUGUAAUUGUUCUGGUCCCAAACACUUGAGGAUAAAUUUAGAUUAUUUUUCAUUAAAAUAAUAAAUAUAAAAAUAUAAAUAAUAAAACGCAAAAUAGCCAAGAGACGCUACUUCAAAAACCGAACAUGUAAGACAAGUAUAAUAUACAAAAUGAUUUCUGAUGAGGAUUUUUUUUUUUAAAUGACAACGACAAGACUGAAGUGUGAAGUUUUUUUGGCUGUUAUUAAUUUAAAUGUGAAAAAUAGAAUAGCAAACCAAAAUAAAUAAAUAAAUUACAUUAUUUCUCAACAAAAAAUCUACUUCUGCUUAUAUUUAAUGGUUUGCAUUUUAACGUUAAAAUCAAUCACAUUUUUUUUUUGCGUCUUGCUUUUUACUGCUGUUUUCUGGCGAGAAACCUCUCUCAUUCCUUGGCUUUGACUCUUUCCCAGAACUCAAGUGUUUUAACUUUUCUAUUCAAUUUGUGUCAAAAAGUAUUUAAAUGAAAUCCCAGGACAUCGUUGAGCAACAUAUCAAACAAAUAAAAUUAAAAAAAAAGAUGCAAACAGCAAUAACGAAAAACAUUUUUUUAAAACCCCAAAACAAAUGAAUUGAUGCCAACUUCUAAUAUUGACUGUCUUGUUGAUGUUCCACCACAAGGGGGCAGUAUUUCUUUACAUUCUCCAUAAAUUCUUUCUCUCUUUGUCUGCUGCUGUGUGCUUUAAGCUUCUGUUUGGAUGGUGGACCCGAUUAGAUUAGUCAUUUUUAAUCAGAAGCAGAAUGGCUUUAGUCACAAUCCAGUUAAACUGGGACAAAAAUGUGUAAUUAAUUGUGUUUCUUUGUGUCGAUGCUCAACACACCUCAGUGCUAUUUUUGUUCUGUUUUUGGCUCAAUUUUCACUUCUCAGAUUGUAAAUCCAUCUUUUUCUUCUUGUUGCAGUUCCACUACAACUUCGGCACAGAACUGAGUAUUGUUCCUUAACCCCUCGCCCGGCUCUCCCUCCGAGAAUCGCAACAAGAACAGUUAAAUGGAUAAGAAGGAUCAUUUAUGAGUUAAACAGGAAUGUUGGCUUAUUUUUCAUUUUAUUUAAUUUAUUUAAUUUCUAUGCAUUUUUCCAAGAUAACUCUCGCAAACUUUUUGAUAGUUCGUUUUUUUUUUUUCUUUUAAUCUGGGUUUCUCAAAUAGCAGCACAGGAUGAGAUCAAAACUUUCGUAUGUGCCAAAAAUAGAACUAAUUCACAUUCCCAAAUGGAAUAUUUGUUGAAUCUACGUUAGCUGUGACUCACGUUUCGCUCAUCAGGGUUGCACAUCGUUGCAGACGCUUCGGGAGGAUGAAGGAGAACGCACAAACAGGUCCAUCUGAUGCUCAUUUGCCAGAAGAUGCAUCUUUCUGUCAGGAAGUUGAUCAUGAGCAGCACACGGCACGAAUGAGCGGAGCCUUGAGACGUGGAGCGUUUACCCCAGACACCCACACACACGUCAACAGUGGCUCCUUUACUGACUCAGCUCUUUUAAAAGCACCACUAUAGUAAGUUUUAGUGGUGGAGAAUAUUCAUCCAGUUUGCUGCAUAUCCUGAGGAAAUACUAGAACUUGGACUUCAUUGACCUGAAUCAUUCUGGCAAUUAAUUUGCACAGGAAUAUUUUGCACAAUUUUCCUGUGAAAAAUUCACAAUGGCUUAGAAAGUUUUUUUUGUUGUUGUUGAUGUUUUGUUUUUUGUUUUUAAAUAUGGAAAAAAAACGUUGUA
This is a messenger RNA of Poeciliopsis prolifica (blackstripe livebearer), 6568 nucleotides long. RefSeq names its product multivesicular body subunit 12Bb (gene mvb12bb). Gene Ontology annotation, cellular component: ESCRT I complex; late endosome. The record is from RefSeq and is a predicted model, not a curated record. NCBI's taxonomy places the organism in Eukaryota, Metazoa, Chordata, Actinopteri, Cyprinodontiformes, Poeciliidae. The coding region runs from base 26 to 802 and encodes 258 amino acids. The transcript is spliced from 9 exons. Gene Ontology annotation, biological process: regulation of epidermal growth factor receptor signaling pathway; viral budding; virus maturation.